Molecule: messenger RNA, 2830 nt
Organism: Abrus precatorius (Indian licorice)
Lineage: Eukaryota; Viridiplantae; Streptophyta; Magnoliopsida; Fabales; Fabaceae
Exons: 3
Coding region: 474-2333 (619 amino acids)
Source: RefSeq, a predicted model, not a curated record
ACGAAAAAGGAAAAAAACAAUGUCAAAUGAAACUUCCCUGCACAAAUGAACACACUCUCUGUGUCUCUUCUCUUUCCCAUUCUCAUCCCUCACAACUUAAAAAGUUCUCCAAAUGCCUUUCUCAAAUUAACACUGUUCUCCUUCCAAAAUCCAUCAAUUCUCAAACUACACCAUUCCUCCAUCCCUUUUCUUCUUUGAAAUGAAUAUCUUCUAAUUUUUUUCUUCCUUCUUUAUUGCAUAGAUCUCUAACUAGGUGAUAGGAUAUUUCAAUUACUGUCUGGGGCACACAUCACUUCCCAUUCCAUGGAUUGCAGAGGUCAUAUUUUGUUUAAUCUUCUUUUCAGGCUUUCUAUUUUUCAAAGAGAAUUCGAACAAGCCCACUUCGGGUUUGCUCCAAAAAUCGAAACUUUUUAAGGUUUCCGAGAAACACAAUUUGUUUUUUCAAAAUCUUUUCUGGGAUUUGGUGUUGAAGCAUGUCUGUGGUAUUGGAUAUAAGUUCUGACGAAGAAGAGGAUUUGGAGAAGGGUCUAAAAAAAAAUGAUUUUGAUUGGAUAAAAGAGUUUCUCUUCACUUCUGAUGAUGAAGAAUCCGAUGAUUCUGACGAGGUUGUCAUAAUCCGCGAGAACAAACCUGAGUCGAAGUCAAAGUCUUCAACUUUGGUUGUGAAGGAUGUUGUUGUUGAUGACGACGACGAUUGUGUGGUUUUGGAGGGUGAUCCUCAAAACGGUGUCGCUUCUGUGGUAGAAGAAACAACUGAGUCAGAUGAGUUGCUUGUAGUUGGGGAGAAGGGUCAGAUUGCAUGCAGAGACUAUCCUCAUGCCCGACAUCUUUGUGCUAAAUUUCCUUUCUCUUCCACCCCUCACGAGAGGCACUGUAGCCAGUGCCACUGUUAUGUCUGUGACUCCCUAGCACCAUGUCUAAGGUGGGGCACUGGCAUUUUGAGUUCUGAUCAUUGUCAUGCAAAUGAUAAAACUGAGCUAUGGAAAAUUCAGAGAAAAAAUUUUAGGCUGGGCCAGAGUUCCCCAUUACCAGCUUCAGCUAAUCAUGGCACUUCACUCCGAGCAGUACAUCCCCAGCAUGACGAAUUUCUGCAUGUUGAUAUUACUCACUUGUCUCCAAAUUCCGUAUUACAGAAUCAAGCAUCCAGACCCGCUGCAAUGCGCACUUUCCCUGCACUCAACUCCUUACCGCAAAUCCAGGCCUCUCGGCCAACAACAAUGCGUACCCUCACCCCUUCACUGAAUUCAAGUGUGCAGAAUCAGGCCUCUAGGCCAGUUAACAUCCCUGUAAUGUCCACAGCCACCAACCUAGCAAUACCAAAUGAUGCUAACCGUGGUAGGUGUCGCGAAUCUGGAUCUACUUUGGUGAGAAACAGAUACCAGCCUCACUCUUUACCUAGGCCUGUGCUUGGUGUACGUAGUCAUGUCAUCCAAAGGGAGCGAGGAAAUUGUGCUAGCAGUUUACGACCUCAGCUCCUUCGUCCUCAUACAACGUCCAAGGGAUUAGGCAGUGCUGGGGACACCCUGACCAUGAAUAAUUCUUCUCAUGCUUCAUCUGGCUUCAGCAAUCGUAUUAAUGCAACACAGCAACGUAACAAAUAUCAUACUGCGACAGGAUUCUCAAAUUACAGAAAUCACAAUGGGCCAAAUGAUGUUUGUCAUCCAAUAAAUUUAUCACUUUACUCACCACCAAGCUCUGAACCUGCCAACCUGAGUUGUGUUGACAAGCAUACUGUGGCUUCUGAAAUGCAAGCAUAUAGCCAGCCACUGCCCCAAUCAAAUGAUAGUCAGAAUUUCCAUCAAACUAGUAUUCAGGGUAAUGAUGAUGCUCCUUCCAGUUAUGCAACAUGCCUGAACCCGAAGAGCAAUCAGCCGGGAAAUGAGCCUCAAAUCAGAAUUCUAAACGAAAAUGCUAAUAGAAAUAUUACCCAAUGUGGCAUUGCAAGUCAAGACACUUGCCAACCAAAACCACAUGAAGAGAGUCCAAGUGAAGCUGCCAGAAGAUUUCCAGCUUUUGACUCAAUUUGGAAACACUAUACGGACGAAAGCAUUGGACCGCAAAUUGAAUGUUCUCUACAGAACUCAGGAUCUAUAGACCAACAAGCACCCAAUGCCAAGGAGUCUCGUACUCAGUUUUCUGGAAGCAAUGAACAUGUGACUGAAUGUUCUCAAUUAUCCACUCCACUUCUUGAUUUUGAAAACUGGCUUUUGGAUAAAGACUGUGGUCCAAUGGUAACAGAUGGUGUUUUGCCAUCUGAUCUGAGCAUACCAUCUCCAGAUCUCGACCCGGUUGACAUGGGCAUGAUGUUAUUUUAUCUAGAUCAAGGGGUAUGAAUGAGUUCAAGGUGAGCAGCCAAUAUAUAUGCUACUUACUGCAAUCUUCAAUGCAAUUGCUCAGAGUUGGUUGACAGCUGAAUGAUGUUACAAUGGUUACUUCGUUUUGUGUCUAUUUAUGACUUGCUCAACUUUGAGUAAUACAUGGCAGUUUCAUUUUGAGGCUCAUCAACUAGUGUUAGGAGCUGAACAUGUUAGGUGUUCCUUGAUGCUUAUAGUUGAUGUAUGGUUGCUAGCAUAGGCUAAUUUAGUUUUGCUUUAUUUCAUUGGAUGUAGCAAAGUCAAGUCGUGGCUUAUUUGCCUAGCAUCAACCCUUGAGGGUAUAAAUUGAAUAUAUGAUCAAAGCUAGUAAAACCAACAAAAUAGUUGAGCUAGUCUUGUUUUCUAUCUCGCAUUGAGUCUUUCAUUUUCAAUUAUGCAGAUCGUAAUUGUUUAUAUUUAUCUAAACUUUGUGACUAAUGACAUUUUUAAGGGUAUGAGUAGUGUGGCAUUUAAAU